Equus quagga is the source of this 2627-nucleotide messenger RNA. It is a transcript of the gene SASH3, whose product is annotated as SAM and SH3 domain containing 3. The transcript has 8 exons. Gene Ontology annotation, molecular function: protein binding. The record is from RefSeq and is a predicted model, not a curated record. Gene Ontology annotation, cellular component: nucleus; cytoplasm. Lineage: Eukaryota; Metazoa; Chordata; Mammalia; Perissodactyla; Equidae. The coding region runs from base 167 to 1309 and encodes 380 amino acids. Gene Ontology annotation, biological process: positive regulation of immunoglobulin production; positive regulation of B cell proliferation; positive regulation of adaptive immune response.
GGUGUCCAUGGCCCUCACCCCCAAGCUGCCACUGCAGCAGUCAGAGUGGCAGCCAGAGGCUCGGUCCAUGCUGUGCCCCUGGAUGGUGCUGGUGAGGCUGAGCAAGAGGCCUCCACAUCUCGACACCUAGGAGAGCAGGGACAGCGUGCCACCAGGGUAGAGGACCAUGUUGCGUCGUAAGCCCUCCAAUGCCAGCGAGAAGGAGCCCACUCAGAAGAAAAAGCUCUCGCUGCAGCGCUCCAGCAGCUUCAAGGAUUUUGCCAAAUCCAAACCCAGCUCCCCGGUGGUGAGCGAGAAGGAAUUUAAUCUGGAUGAUAAUAUUCCAGAAGAUGACUCAGGCGUCCCUAGCCCAGAAGAUGCUGGGAAGAGUGGCAAAAAGCUGGGGAAGAAGUGGAGGGCCGUGAUUUCCCGAACCAUGAACAGGAAGAUGGGCAAGAUGAUGGUGAAGGCCCUGUCGGAGGAGAUGGGAGACCCUCUGGAGGAGGGCUCAGCCUCCCCGACAUCUCCAGACUGCAGCCUGGACAGCCCUGGCCCUGAGAAGAUGGCGCUGGCCUUUUCUGAGCAGGAGGAGCGUGAGCUCCCAGCACUUAGCCGCCAGGCAUCCACGGGCAGUGAGCUCUGCAGCCCCAGCCCAGGCUCUGGCAGCUUUGGGGAGGAACCACCUGCCCCCGAGUACACAGGGCCCUUCUGCGGCCGGGCACGAGUCCACACUGACUUCACUCCCAGCCCCUAUGACCAUGACUCGCUGAAACUUCAGAAGGGAGAUGUGAUCCAGAUCAUUGAAAAGCCACCUGUGGGCACAUGGCUGGGCCUGCUCAAUGGCAAGCUGGGCUCUUUCAAGUUCAUCUAUGUGGAUGUGCUGCCCGAGGAGGCUGUGGGGCCUGCACGCCCCAGCCGCCGACAGAGCAAGGGCAAGAGGCCCAAGCCCAAGACUCUGCAUGAGCUGCUGGAGCGCAUCGGCCUGGAGGAGCACACAUCCACCCUGCUGCUCAAUGGGUACCAGACGCUGGAAGACUUCAAAGAGCUGCGGGAAACACACCUCAAUGAGCUGAACAUCAUGGACCCGCAGCACCGGGCCAAGCUGCUCACGGCCGCUGAGCUGCUGCUGGACUAUGACACCGGCAGCGAGGAGGCGGAAGAGGGCGCCGAGAGCAGCCAGGAGCCAGGGGCGCGCACGGUGUCGGAACCCAAGGUGGACAUCCCACGCGACUCGGGCUGCUUCGAGGGCUCGGAGAGCGGGCGCGACGAGGCAGAGCUGGCGGGUGCCGAGGAGCAGCUGCACGGCCUCUCCCUGGCCGGGGCGCCUUGAGGCGGCGGCGGCGCAGCCCAGGCUGGGCCCGAGCAGCACGGCCGUGAGCAUGGACCCGGCCUCCCGCGGUGGCCGGCCCGGAGGACUGGCGCCCAGCCUGGGCCUGCUCUCCCGGGGGCGCCUAUGGCCGCAGAGGCCGGCCAGGGCCCUACAGGCUUGGCUGGAGUGGAUGAGGAGCAGUCCACGGGCACAUUCCACCUACCUGGCCCCUUCCCUCCACCAGCUGCUGACAGCACAGCCCUUCCAGGCACUGCCCGCUCCUAGUGCGGCCACAGCAAGUGGGACACCGAAGGGCCACCCUGCCCAUGUCCCUCACCACCAAGGCCUCCAAACUCUCCUUGCCCCCACACCACCUUCCCCUGUCAUGCUGCUCCUGAAAAGGGGACCAAAUCAGUGCUUCAGGUCAGUCUCAAAACCCUAGGGGAGCUGGCCAUUUAAAAGGACCCUAACUGAUCAGGGCUAAGUCCAGAAUUCCCUAAGUAAGGUUUGAAGAAAGUCAUACCGACCUUUCCUACUUUCCUUCUCCUUAACUUUCUUAGAAGUUUGGCCACUAAAUCACUAUGUGUGUUGAACCAAGUGCCUUCCCCAGUCUGGGUCUAGGGCUGGUCGGGAUUAGAAUGGAUAGUUACUGAGGGCCUUGCCAGCUCUGACAUUCUGUGACAUUAAAUGUCUGCUUGCCUGUUACCUGUGGCCCAGGACACCAGUGGGGUUUGCUGAGGGGGCUGGAGGGGCCUUGGGCUCCCAAAUGAAAUGGCUCCUCCUGCUCAUCCGUUCUGUACCUCGCUACAUAACUCAGGUCAAGCUGCAACUUCCCCCAGCUUAAAACAAUGCCCAUCCUCACACAAUACACACCCUUCUCUUCCACUCCUGGCCCCUCCAACGGCACUUUCCCCCAGGCCCAUGGCAGACGGUCAGACCUGGCUUCCAAGGACAGAACAGCCCCUCAGAAGCCAAAUGCAGGUCUGGGCCCAGACUUAGCAGUCAUGUGGGUCCACACAAGCAAAAAAGAAUGAAGCUUGACACUGAGGAGUCAACUACUUUGCCCUGCUAAAGAUUUUGACGUACCCUGAGCUCCAAAAGGCUAGGGAGAGUACCUGUUGAUGGGCGCCUCCCUUGAUCCCAGCCCUGAAUUCCCAGAGUAACCCUUCCCCAGGGCUCACCUGGCCCAGGGACAAACUGCCACUAUGUCUAAGACUGCCUGCUUGGUGAACACUUCUGGCCCUACUACCAGGAACCUUGGUAAAUGUCAGCUUGGGGAAGGGUUUGGGUGUAAAUAUGAGCGGGGUGGAGACAGAUAGGUUGGCAGCAAUAAACAUAG